Molecule: messenger RNA, 615 nt
Organism: Saccostrea cuccullata (small rock oyster)
Lineage: Eukaryota; Metazoa; Mollusca; Bivalvia; Ostreida; Ostreidae
Product: coiled-coil domain-containing protein 103-like
Exons: 3
Coding region: 22-615 (197 amino acids)
Biological process (GO): determination of left/right symmetry; epithelial cilium movement involved in extracellular fluid movement; inner dynein arm assembly
Cellular component (GO): outer dynein arm
Source: RefSeq, a predicted model, not a curated record
AUUUCCCCAGAUAUAGUUUAAAUGGAGAAUAAAAAGAGUCAUGAUGAUGAUACUAUGGACUUCAACAAGCUUGAAAAAGAGCUGGCGAUGGCAGUGGAACAAGAUCAACGGUACUGGAGAGAAAAUGAUGCAAAAUUCAGAGCAGUCCAUCAAAAAGUUGAAUCUUAUGAAGAAUUUAGAGAUAUUGUUCUUGCUUCUCAUAUAAAGCCAUUAGAGAAGGGUGACACUCUGCAAAAUGUUACAUUUGAUGUCAAAUGGAAUGCUCAUGCAGAAAACAGUAAAGCAAACCCACAAAGUUCCCACGCAUCUGACAUUAAAAAGAGUUCCAAUCUACCAAAAGACAGUCAGGAGUUUACACGAGAUUGGAGGCGAUACCACAAGUCAACAUCUGAUCAGUAUAACUUCCUGUUAGAAAUGGGCGGAGCUCAGUUGGCACAUAUUUUUAAAACAGACAUUAAUCUUCUAGGAGAUUUUUUGAUAGCACUUGAUUCAGAAUACAAAGAUCAAGAUGGUGAAAAAGUGACCGAGAUUCUAGAAAGUUUGUGUUCAGCUAAGAGAUUUGUCCUGUCUUUUCAGUUCCUAAGUGGAAAGAGAAGAAGGCUUGUGAAUCAUUGA